This is a messenger RNA of Toxorhynchites rutilus septentrionalis, 12082 nucleotides long. RefSeq lists its product as uncharacterized. The record is from RefSeq and is a predicted model, not a curated record. Lineage: Eukaryota; Metazoa; Arthropoda; Insecta; Diptera; Culicidae. The coding region runs from base 5398 to 9831 and encodes 1477 amino acids. Gene Ontology annotation, molecular function: protein binding. The transcript is spliced from 2 exons.
AGACCGAGAAAUCAAUAAUUGGUUCAUUUCUCAAAAAAUAUCUACACUACGACUUUGCAAUUCUCUCUAGCUUCGUUAUUCGUCGUUCGUCAUCGUUUAGCGUAUCACUUUCGGUCUGAGACACCUACGCGAGUACAGGAGUAACUUUUUUGGACAAGUGACUUCUUUCCUAUUUUCGAAUAUUGUUCAAUGAAGUGUAUAAAAUAAUGUUAGUGGCAGAGAUCGAAAUGCUCGCUGAUUUGAGCUUGAGCUUGAGCUUGGUUAGACUGUACAAUUCGUAGUUGCUCUCCGUGAUUGACCUGAACCAACCAAAUUGCCAAAGAACCCACAGAAUGACGCUUGGGACUAGCAAAUCAUUCUCGUUGUGCAAUUUUCGGUGAUUCGAGCUUUGAAUGGUCAAUAACGACGCCGGCCACGUCCUUACAGUCACCAGGGAAAGGGAAGGAAUGUUAGUAUGAUAUUCGCCGCCCGAAGGCCAGAAGGGUCGCCUCUAUAGCGUGGUUCCCUAGCGGUUAUCAUGGAAGGGAUAGUGGUUAGUGGGAAAGAUAUGAAUCAGGAUUCACUGUGGUAAGUGAUGUGAUUGUGUGAACACGAACUAUCGACCACACAACAAAACGGAAUUGUUUAUCAAAGUCCAAUUACGAUGUCGGAGAACUAACUGUGGGAAACCUGAGAAGGUAACCGAGAGACCGAGAGAUCUCUAAAAUCAAUAAGACCGGAAAUAUAUAUUGUACAUUGUUAUUCAUCGCACCUAUUCUUCAUUGAACUCCAUUUGUGAUCGCGGAGUCCUUUUUUGAAGACCUGAGAAGGUAACAGAGAGAACUCCUCUUAAAUCACUUGAACCGGAGCAUAUUAUUUAUCGAAUUCCAAUCGCGAUGUAUGCAUUAAACUAUAAAAACCAUGAAAUUUAAAAAAAUCCGAUUUUAGAGUUUGAAUAUCAUAUUUUUAAUUUUUCGGAUUUUAUAUUAUUGAAUUUGAAAAUUUUGGAAUUCAUAGCCUACACGGUUCUGUCACCAUCGCUCUCUCACCAAAGACAACAUCUGCUCUCCUCCACCUUCACUCAUCCCACGCCAAGCUCAACCGUAGACUGUUCGAAGUAGAGAUGUGCCAUCCGCUCAAGAGCUGUUCCGAAGAAUCGACUCUUUGAAGUGAGUUGACGCGGAACAGCUCGUAAAAAAAAUCAAACAGCUCUUCAGCUCACUUUGAUGAUGAUGCAGGAGAGAAAAGAGCUGUAGAAUUGAAGAGAGUGUGUGAGCUGUGAGAUUCAAAUGAACUGACCGUCUCUCGCUCUGCGUGUUAUAACAUCAGUUCAGUUUCAUUUGUUCCUUGUCUUUUCAACAGUUAUAUUCGCGUUGACGGAAUUGGGCUUUGUUUACCAGUUUAGGGGGCGCCAAAAAUAAUAAGUGACUUUCAGGCAGAAUGAACACGUUUUUAAAAUUAAAAUUAUGAAUGAAAAUUAACAUCUGUGUAUUAAAUUAGUAUUCUAUUUCAAUGAAAAACACUUUGUUUGUAGGUGGUGAAAAUAUCUCAUAAGAAAAUUCUUUUUGAAGACAAUUUUAUAUUAUAAUGAAAUUCUCAGUAAAAAUGUCGGAAAUGUAUAGACAAAUGGUUAAAUAAGAUUCAGGAAUACGUGUUUUAAGUAAUUUAAUAACACGGUGUGAAAAAAUUCAUUUCAAUUUUAACAUUUUAAAAAACUGGCUUCGUGUCUUCUAAUCUGAUAAUGAUUACACUAUCGAGUUUGGGACCCAAAUUGAAAGUCGCCACCAGACGUCGUUACUGACAACUGAGCUGAAGAGCUGUUCAUAAAGAACAGCUCUUUUAGAUGAACUGAGCUGAUCUGAGCUGUUCAUCAUGAUGAGCUGGAUUGCACACCUCUAGUUCGAAGUGCCGACCAAAGAAUCACGGCAGACGGAUCCUGCGAAUGCGCGCAAAAUCCACUGAACACAUCUCCCUCAACUUCUCUCGUUAUCAAAUAAGCAACCGGGAGAAAUGUUCUAUAACAUAACAUACCUACUAUAUGUAUCUUGAUUCUUUGUACGUUUAUUCUUCCAUUGAACCGUUACCCAACGACAGAAGUAUAAAGACAACCGGGAGAACAUUUUUAAAACAAGCCGGAUCGAGUUUAUAUUUUGUGAUUUAAGCUGGAACAGCCUUACACUUCGUAGUUGCUCUCCGUGACUGAGCAGAACCAGCGAAGUUGCACAAAGAACACACCAACUUUAUAUUUUGUAAUUUAUUGAACAUUUAUUAUUCCAUAUGCACCAAUGCGACAACGAAUAAUCUCAACGAGAGCUCUAUAAAGUCAACCGCGCGAGAAAUCCAUAUAAACUUUAUAAUUCAUGAUUUAUCGUGCGUUGAUAUUUCGGCAUAUACUGGCACGCGAAAGAUCUCCAUAAUCGACCCUUAAAAUGAACCGGGAGUAAUCGCAUAUUUUAAACAAACGGGCGAUAAAAUUUCAAUCCUAUGCUUGUAGACGCGACACCGAAAUACGAUAUUUGUAAACUUCCCACAAACAAAAAACACAUUAUUUCUACAUAAAUAUUCCCACAACUACAGUACAACAUAUCUCCCUAUCUGUGGGAAACCUGAGAAGGUAACCUAGAGACCGAGACCUCUAAAACCAAUAAGAUCAGAAAUAUACGCAUCUUCUCCAACUAUAAUAAAUCUAUUCAGAGCAACUACCCCCCUUUUUCUGCACAGCGAACGUUUUACACAAUCACUUCUAUAUUUACUAUAAAUUUUAAUUCCACAUCGCACGUAGAGCAACGGAAAAUCAUAACAAUUGAAAUAGUUUUACCUUUAUUGAAUAGUUUUUAAUUUGGUAAUUGAAAAUACUUUUGCGUUCGCUUGCAUAAAUAUUUCCAAAUGCAUGGUUCCCUCAGAACCACUGAACCCCAUGCUCCCCUCAGAGCGGCGAGAAUAGAGCAUCAAAUCCUCGGCUCCCACAAACACGUAAACAUCAAACGAAAUGAGAUACAAAAAACCCAUAGCACAACACUUGAAGAGAACGAGAGAAUUAGAGGAGAAUGCACCCAAAGGACCCUGCACACAUUAACAAAGCUCAUUCACCGAGCCAACGACUCCAAAAGCUCUCCCCGAUCGGCACCUCAGACAGUCGACUACUAAGCCCAGCGUAAGAUAGACAGAGAUAGAAGAGAAGAAAACUUGUCCCCAGUGAAAAAGCGAGGAUUACAUAACCACCCAAAGUCUCCAAGAUUCAAUCGGGAGAACUGCAUUCAUCCCCUCACAACACCCUGCACUCACUCACAACCGCGGCAAUACAUACACAAGCCACACUUAUACAAACGCAAAACUCUCAGCACUUUAACCUCUCUCGCUCUCCCAUCUAAACAAAAAUAAAGAGUUUAGAGAUUUGGAUGUUACAAUCACACCACCAUUUGAAAAAAAAUGAUUACGGAAUAGAAUAGAAAAACACUUAUCUAGCAUGCUUUAGCAUUGCAUUUCCUGUCAAAUGGGACCACAUUUUCUUUCCGAUGAUAUUUCAAUCACUUCUGAUUUAGCUGCUAAUCGACUCUAUACACCGGUAACACAACAGACGAAGCUGGAUCACAUCGAAACAUGUCGGAGGAUAAUGGCUCUUCACCAGAUAUAUACACUUUUCACAUUCAUAGAAACAACGUUGGAAAACUAGCUAUUGGUCACUAUCAUUCGUUAUUGUUUUUAACACAAUUCUAGCUGAAACCUCUGGACUUUUAAGAAAAUAGUGCCGCCCAUCACCGGAACUUCAACAAAAUAAAAAAACACAGAGCAACCUAUGUCCGUCUUCGAUGGCUGCUCACGAGAAACUCUCUCGAAAUGCUCGCCGAUUUGAAACGAAAAACAUCCGUUUUCACCCACAGGGAAAAAUAGCUGAGAAUAUAGGAGGCGAGAGAAUGUUAUACGCUCGCUUCGAUUCUCGCGAGAAACGCAAAGCCGAUUUUUAUUUUUCGGUGAGUUAUGAUUGCCGAAAAAUGGUUUCGUUUUCAGUGACUCCUUGAUGCCGAUAAUGGUUUUUCACUUCUUCAGUACAGCUGAAAAAAUUGCAUGAAAAUAUGUGGCAAUAUUGGGUUUCAUCGUGAAGUGAACAUGAGAUGGAUUAAUAUUUGUACAAUUCAGACGCUGUCCAAAUGCAAAUCGUUUGAACGCUGUCCUAACAGAUUAACGUUGGUAAAGUUAGCUAUGAUUUUUCGCUUCAUAUUUUCAGUACCAAAUGAGAGACGAAAAACCAUUCUCGUUGAACUUCCGAGAACGAGAUUUUCCACAUCUCUUUCUCUCUGAAAAAGAAUUUUAGGUGAAAACGAAGAGACGAAAAUAUCAACAAUACACGGUUCAUCGAAAACUAGAUUGAUUGAUUGAAUAUUUAUCGUGCAUCCGAGCGAGGAUUUCGAUCUCUGGUUAGUGGCGUGGAAUAUUUAUUGAAUAUAAUGCAUCAUUACCGGGCUAUUUUUAUUUGAUUUUAGUCCUUUUGUCACCGGAUUGAACGGAUUCGUAUAUUAUUCGUUGUUAUGUUUAUACGUGCAAAAAAAAAACAAAUGUUUGGCUUUCGUAUAGUUAUUCGCUAAAAACAAUGAUCAUACAUAUACACACUUGUGAAAGAAAUGCACUUGUGGAAGAAUUGUAAACUAUAAACUAAUCGGUGGUUUAUGGUUACUUUACAGUUGCAGUUUCGGGAAUAUUUCUUUAUAAUAUAUGGGCUGAAUAAUAUCGACAAGAAAACAAGUUCCUAGAAAUCAUUUUAUAUCAUCUUUUUGCACCCCAUCAAAAACAGGCAUUAAAUAUUAGUUUACCAAGAUCACAGAGGUAAAGAACAUUAUAAAUAUGAAAAUUGAAAUUCCAGAACCUUUAUCAUCUGGUAACUAUCUAUAAGAUCGUUAUACAUUCUUCUUUUCGAAAAAAAGACCCGAAAAACACGCUACAACUUCAUGAAAUGUUAGAAACAUGUUUGUCUCGAGCAUGUAGUUAUGAUUUGUUCUGAUUCUCACACCAAUGAAACCACAAUCGAUUAAUACGUUUUUAUGUUAUUUUCUAGCUCCUUAUACUUUCAUGAUCUAUAUUCAGUUGCUUGAGAUUGGGUAGACUAUACAAUUUGUAGUUACUCUCCGUGAUUGACCUGAACAAACCAAAUUGCACAAAGAACACACAAAAAACCUAGUUUUAUUACAAACUACAACAAAAAUAUGGGAGCAGUAUGAAAAUGAAAUUAAUUCUCAGCCUGAUCUUUUCGGGGAAUUCCAUCACACCCCUUAAGCGAAGCCGACACACAAUCACCCACCUCCAUUGCACCGAACACUCGAAAACAGAGAAAGACAAAACGGUGACUCACCAGAAGAGAACCAGUUAUAUUUAGGUACAUUCAACCAGCUGAUUCAUUCGAAGUUCAACACACCGCCCGUUAACAUGUCUGAGCUGCAUCGAGCGGUGCGUGAAAUUAUUACCGAAAAGCGACCACAUGUCGCAGUGGUCGAUCUAAUCGCGAACAAUGCGCUCCAUUGUGGCGCUCAAAACUCCGAUGGUUUGACUCCGGUGGAAUUGGCGGUGCUUCUGGAACCAGAAGGAACACUGGCCGGGACCAUGUUGGAGGCCGAGUGUGUGUCUCUUUCACCGGUGGAAGCUUUCAAGAGGAUCCUAGUGAGAGGAAAUCUUUUCGUGGUUCAAAUUUUGAUGCGACAAAUGGAGCGAAAAUUGGGUAAUGAAGCGGCGAUAGAUGAGCUGAGAAUGGCAUUUGCAGAGUUACAAUCUCGCAACGUUGACCUAUCGACAGACAUUGUCAAAUGGGCACAAUAUUUGCUCGUAGAGAGCGCUUAUCAGCGGCCGAUUUGUGAUAAAAUGGGGCCAGAGGAGAAGCAAGACAGAUUGCGGCACUUGAUUGAAUGUAUUGAGCUCGUGGAAAAUUCAUACGAUAAAGAUGACUUCAGCGAUAUGGACGGCCGAUUUGUGUUGUUCACUCGACAAAUAUUCGAGCAUGUAUUCUUCUUGAAAAAUGCCAUCAAGGAGUUGCCUCUGAUGCAGCUGCAGUUUUGUCUGGCAAUUUUCCUGCGCGGAAUCACCGGCGAGGCGGAUGAGAAUUGCGAUAUCUUCAAUUUCAUUGUUGAUAAAGAGAUCAUUAUUGGCUUCCUCAAAACGACAAAAAUUGCUCUCAAAAACUUGGACAGCGUUGGCAAACUUUCCCCGCAAAUGUACUUUAAGUGUAUUCAUAUGUCUGAGAGGGAACCAUCGCAUUCACGAAUCAACAAGCAAACCUUCGUUUCAAUGCGGAAAGCAUUGACCGAUGAUCCAGAGCUUCAAACUAUUGCCCAAAUCGGCCAUUUUGAUCUUCUCAAUCCCUCGCAGAUUGACACACUCGAAAAACAUUGCACGAAAUUGCAGAGCGAUCAGCGAUCGUUUCUCCACCGGAAGCGCUUCAAGCGCCUCCUCAAAACCUACUACACAGCGAAACAAUUUUAUUCGGUUCGAAAAAUCAUCGCCAGCAUCGAGACGGUGGCGGAUCUAAACCUAGAGGAUCGGGCGUUUCUUCUCACUUCCGUUGGGGCGUUGAAACGAUCCCUACAGAUUAUCGGCGAAGCCGUCAAAAGCUCCAAACAGACACCAAACAUAACGAAGAAACUGGACUCGAUUAUGCACAUCUUUUCUGCUCAAUCUUUCGUCGAAAUCACCAAAGAUUUGCGGCAGUUUUUCAGCCACGGAUACUCUCUCGCCAAGCGUAGAUUGGAUCAAGAUUGUCCGCUCGAGCUGUUUCGAUCGAUACUCAACAAUCUCAAACAGUCCGGCCCAUGGAUCACUUACGUGUUGUUUCUGGAGAAUGUUCAUGUGCUCCGGCUGUACCUGGGGCGGUUGUAUCGAUUGUCAAGCGUGGAACGAAUGCGAUCGUACGUAAAAUUUAUUGGGAUGGAGUUCAAAGCCCGGCUGCAGUCCCGAUACGAACCACAGGAUGUGAAUGAAGCGAUCCUGUUGGUGGACUACUUGAUCAAGGAAUGCAACGAUCCUCAGGAGGGACUUAAAUUGAGACAGAUAUCUCGGCUGCUGACAAUGCAUAGCAAUGCUUUGAAGAGUGACGUCGCAUCAAUUGGACAAUUGAUCGAUCAGUUCUUUUUCUUGGAACUUUACAUACGGCAGAGUGUGACUAGGGUCGAACAUGUCCGGACGAUUGUUGAGUACAUGUUGAGGAUCAGUAGACGAGUUCGAAGGUACACAAGUGCGGAUAAGUCGAUGAUCAUCAUGGCUCCAAAUCUUAUUUUACAGCUGCGAUUGAGCGAAACAAAUGAAAAAAGGAAAAUCCUACUGGAUGAAAUAUGGCAACGAUUGGUGAAGCAAAACGUGUCAGCAAUUGAAUCACUCAAACAUCAAACGGUUGUAGGGAACGAUCAUUGCAGAGAGGAAACGUUCAAAUUAUUGAGUCAAUUGGGAAUAGCAAUUGAUAACAUGGAUUUUGUGGGAAUGGUCGACCGUAGAUUGACUAAUAGGUACUAUCAGAAUCUGUUUGAUCUCAACAAUAAGUACCAUGUUCUAAACGAGGUCAUCAAAGAUCGACGGGCCGGAGGUCAGUUGAGGGACCUCAAAGAAAAAUUGAAGAAAAUGAGAAAAAGUGAUGAGGCAUACUUCCAGAAUCAAUUUGAAUACAUAAUUGAUUCUAUCAGAGGUAUUGUUUCGAAGUACGGAUAUCCAGAAAACAAACUCUCGCUGCAGCUCUCAGCUACAGAUCGUUAUGCGCUGGAAUAUUAUCUACUAGAGAUUGGUGAGAUUCUUUGCAGCUUAGGCGCUUUUCAGGAUAACUUACAAACUUUGAAAUUAGCAGUUCCGAUGAUAACCGGGCGUAAUCUGAGAAAUUACCUCGCUCAUGAUCGACUAACGUACGAUAUCCUGACUGAAUCUUCAUCGGUGAUCGAAAUGAAUGCAUUGUAUAUACUUGAAAAUCCAUUUAAAUUAUUCCGGAAACACACGACGUUCCAAAGUAAUCGUGAGCAUGGUUUUCAUGACCUGUUUCGUAAUAAACUAGCCUGGAUCAACGCACAGCAAGAGCUCUUCAAAGCUAUCGGAGCUUUUGAUGUUUCACAAAUCGCACAAAUUGUUGCAUCAUGUCCGGUCAGCCUCUUGGGACGUGACACGCUCAAUAAGGAUGUGAUUUCCAUCGCACUGAACAAUAACCCAACCAUGUUCAUCAACCAUCUUUUAAACCAACCCGAAAUUGAUCGCAACUACUUCACGAUAUUCUUGGCACAUUCAACCAACCAUCGACUGAAGCAGCAGAUAAAUCAUCUUCUAACGCAGCCACACCAAUUUUGCUACGCCACAGCCAUUCGAUUCGAACUAGUCGAUCAGAUGAUCGAGCUUCGUUCUCAUCCCGAGGUCAACGCAAACCUUCACAACAAAGAGACCGAACAAAUUCUCAGUCGAUACGCGGUGAGCUCGAUUCGGAGAUUGAUGAACACUCUGCCUACCGAGCAACUGCUUCGCGAUAACCGUCUUCAAAAUACCAUCCUCCACUGGGCAGUCCUUCGAGGGGACGGGGAUCUGGUUAGGGAUGCCCUCUCACGUCACCGGACACUGAUUGAUGAACCCAAUGUAUUCAAAGAAACUCCCCUUGCACUGGCUGUUCGUUAUGGUUACACAGAUAUUGUGCAACUACUAUUGGAGACCGGAGCCAGUGUGACUUCGGGUGUUUAUUCCCCAUUAUGGAUUUCUACAACUCUCGGCAAUUCGGUCUUAAUUGGUUGGCUACUCAAUGAAGCGACGGUAGUUAACAUGGAUAGUGACAGUCUAUUGAACGCAGCUCUGGGGGCGAAUAAUUUGGAACUAUUCAAAACGUUGCACGAAAAGUACAAUUUGGAACUGCUGAGCAGUUACUCACUCCAUAGGGCUAUCCAGCAGGGACGAAAGCAGUUCAUCUACUAUAUCCUGCAAUCGUCCCAAGCAUCCACGCUCAUAAACUCGCUUGAUUACUUAAGCUUCACCCCGCUGAUGACGGCUGCCGCCUGUGGACGACUCGACAUAGCGAUGACUCUCCUACAGCAUGGAGCGAAUCCAUCCUUCGUGAACGACUACGGCUAUACGGCGUUACACAGUGCGGUGCACAGCGGUAAUCGUCAAAUUGUGGAAGCUCUCUUAGCCCAGCCAGGAAACAAUCUAAACGCCCUGGCAGAUGAUAACGUCAGUGCGAUCAGUCUUGCGAUCUCUCAGAAUGACACCAGGAUGAUACAGUUCCUGCUAACGAAGGGUGCCCGAAUCAUGACCCAUCAGCUGAUCCACGCGGCAUACUUCAAUCACUACCAUAUGGUACGCACGCUACUUGAUCGCGACAGUAGCUUAUUGAACGAAGCGGUCGAUGUUGCGGGACGUAGUCUACUCGUAUACGCAGUCAUCGAUGUGAACCUACCGAUGGUUGAGUACCUACUCGCCAAAGAUAUCGACGUCAACAAGCGUACCCAUGGUGAUCUAACUGCGCUGCACAUUGCUGCCAGCAAAAAUCAACCCGAGCUAUGUGAUCGUCUUAUUCAAGCCGGUUGUGAUCGCGAUGCGGUAGAUGAUGAAGGGCGUACUGCGCUAGUAAUUGCUCUUCUACAGGAAUUCCUCACCGUAGCAAACCUUCUCAUAGAACGUGGUGUGAAUUCUGAUUGCGUACGUGGCUUCCGCUUCCGAGGCUCUCGAAACGCUACGCUACUGCACAAGUUUGCCCACGAGAAUCGGGUCUUUAUGGUACGACUGCUACUCGAUCACCCUUAUCGACUUGAUCCGCGCGCAGCGGACGAUAACGGAGAUACUGCCCUUGAUUACGCACGGGAACGAGCCAACGAUCAAAUAGUUGCGAUGCUAAAGAGUCAUCCAUUAGCGACUUGACAGUUUUGUGUCUUCGUGUGAAAGAACCUUUAAAAAAAUUUUAAUGAUCUGUCAAUGCCAAAACGUUAGCCAAAUCAACAUUUUCAUCAUGGUGAAGUACACGAACGAGCAACGCUUGAUAAUUAUUAAAAAUUACUACCGAAAUUCGGAGUCGGUGGUUGCAACUUCAAGAGUGCUUACUCCAAUUUAUGGCCGCCCUAAGCAACGAAAAUAUCGCAGCCGCAAGUGAAUCCAUCCGAAAUUACCCUAAUCAGUCAAUUGCAUGGCGUUCUCAAGAAUUAGACAUCUCCCAAACCUCAUUGUGGCGUAUUUUGCGAAAUGAUCUUGGGCUACAACCUUACAAGAUCAAAUUGGCUCAAGAACUGGCUAAAUGACUUUGUCAAAAGCAAAAUAUGCGUUAUUGGUCAGGUGCAAACCCACAUGUGCUUCAAGAAACACCAUUGCAUCCUCUAAAAAUUACCGUUCGGUGAUCUGAUGAGAACGACGAGAACGAUCGUCAUGUAACCGUCAAUGGCCUCUUUCCUGUGAUUUGGCGCCAAAUUCGCAACAUUCCGGUUGAAAUGUGUGGUCGAGUAGUGGUAAAUUGGGUCCAACGGAUCGAUUGCUGUAAACGGGCUCGUGGUGGUCAUACGACCGAAUUCGAAAUUCAUUCUUGAAAUGUGAGUGUUUAACUACAACCAGAAUAAAUUUGAAUUCAAUAUUUCAACAAAACUGUGUUUUAUUAAAAAAAUGUAAAUGGAUUAUAUCUGUGGUAUAACCGCAUGGUUGACGAAGGACUACCGUUGGUUUAGUAAUCAUUUGUUUGAAGUUGCAUCGGAGUCAAUUCUCAAUAAAUGGAUGAAUAAAUAUUUGGGGCGAAAGUGGAUGUUUCUAAGCGUUACGUUUGAGGGACAAGGUUUUGAGUCUCAAUAGCUUUUUGUCGACUGAACGAGAGACAUAAUUGUCACUUCAUUCGAUUGAUAGAGUGUCUACGAGUUAUAUGCCUUGAAAGCAAACUAUUGAUAGAGUCGAAUGAACUGAAAAAGUUUUAAGUCUCUAUAAUUCAAGACGACUAUAAAUAGGGAUACCUACUUGAAAUUUCAUCUCAGUCAUGAUUAAUAUUUCUCAUCUCAGUCAUGAUUAAUAUGCAAGUCACGGCUAUCAAAACAAGAUUAUCGUUCGAUUUGUGCACAGCUUGGUCGACAACUUGUAUGUAGCGAAGGUAAAAUAUUCAUCAAAAGAAGUAAUCACGCAAAACUGGUGCAAAAUGUUUUCUAUACAUAAUACCUUGCUUGUCACUAAUUCUCAAACUGUUUCUCCCCUUUGUGUGUGCUAUAAUUUGUAUACCAUUUCCAAUAGACAAAAUAUCGGUUGCUUCCAGUCAGUCUACAUAAACGAUGUGCUCGCUCUUCCUUCCUCACAACACCCACUUCCGGUUUGAGAAAUUAGUAAUCAUCGUUUGCCGGCGAGUGUCGAGCGGGAAUGAAUUGUCUUUCUGAAGUUUCAUUGUACCCAUAAUAAAUUAUCGAAAGACGUUAUCUAAACUUAAUCACACUUGAUUGAAAAAAUUACAAAACAUUUCGUUUCAAAGUAAAAAGAACUGGUAUCAAUUUGCUGAAAACAAAGUCCCUCGUGCUGUGUGUGAUGUUUUUGGCGUCUGUGCAACGACUUUCGAUGGUGUUUGCUUUGUUGCAGCUGUACCCCAAAUUAUAAUGGUACAUUUUUAGCAAUCCAAGAAAAAUUGGAGUAUCGCCAGAUACCUUUUGAAGUUUUUGGUUAAGUAAAAUAUUGAAAUAAUAUUUUAAGUACAGCAGAUAAAAUAUACCAAUGCCGUUUGUGUGCACAAACAGGCUCUUGGUGACACCGUUCAUCAGCGCUUCCCUUAUGAACGAAAUUAGCAACGCCACAGUAGCGAUACCAUGCUCCAAACGCUCUACAAUUAUAACUGGGUGGAUUUCCGAGCUGGCACCUGCUUAUAUACAGAUUUUUGUGAUUUAAAUAUUUUACUUUCAAAGCACUUUUUGAGCUAUCGAAACAAGUUUUUGAAUCAAUGAGUAACAAACAUAUAAUGCGUAGACAUUUUGUUUUUCGAAUGAAGGGGUUCUCCUACCAUUUCGUUCAGUUGUUUAGGAGGUAUUGGCGCUUAAAAUGUUGUUGUUCCGACGUAACGCUUUGGAUUUCGAAACUUUGAACAUAUUCCCCAGUUCAGACACGAAUACGUCAAAAGUUGACAAAUCCCGCUAUCAAGCAAAGCUGAUAUUCACACCGUUAC